AUGGCGGUGGUACUGGAUGCUUUAGCAUCCUAUCUCCAAGACAUGUUGUUGGAGAUGGCUAAAGAAGAGGUGCGUCUGCUAUUGGGUAUCCCUGAUGAGAUAAAAAAGAUGGGCAUCAAGCUAGGGGACCUUAAGAGGUUCCUCGCCGAUGCUGACAAGAGGAACAUCAGCGACGAGAGUGUGCAAUCAUGGGUGAGAGAGCUUAGGAAUGCCAUGUAUGAUGCUACCAACAUCCUUGAUUUGUGCCAGCUCAAGGCCAUGGAACGGGGUCCAACCAAGGAUAUGGGCUGCUUCAAUCCCUUGCUCUUUUGUUUGAGGAAUCCUCUCCAUGCUCAUGACAUUGGUAAUCGCAUAAAAAAUCUUAUUGAGAGGCUAGAUGACAUUGAGAAGCGUAGCAAAACCUUCAACUUCAUCAACCUUGCAUCUUAUGAGGACGGCACACAAAAGGCAGAAUCCUCUUGUCGUGCUAGGCGUGAGACAACAGGAGAGGAUGAGUUAGGUGUGGUUGGUGAGAAAAUUGAGGAGGACACAAGAAAUCUUGUGGAUUUGCUUACACACAAGGAGAAAAACCUAAGUGAACACAAAAAGGUUAUGGUUUAUGCUAUUGUGGGAGUUGGAGGGAUUGGCAAAACCACCCUUGCCAAGAAGAUCUUCAAUCAUGAUUUCAUCAAACUAGAGUUUGAAAAGAGAAUAUGGUUGAGUGUCAAUCAAGAAUUUAGCGACAUUGAUCUAUUAGAGAGAGCUAUCACUGAAGCACAAGGAAACAAUCAAGCACCAAGAAACACAAAGGCCGCACUAGAGCGAACCCUUAAGGAAGCCUUGAAGGACUGCAAGACCUUAUUGGUGAUGGAUGAUGUUUGGGACCAGCAUGCAUGGGAGAAGGUGCUCGAGCCUCCAGUGAUAAAUUCACUUGCUAGAGGAAGCUGUGUUCUCGUAACAACAAGACAUCGCACGGUUGCUCGAGGCAUGAUGGCAGAGGUGCCCUACCACCAUGUCGACAAAUUAGUGCAAGAAGAUGCCUGGUCUUUGCUCAAGAAGCAGGUGGUCAGAAAUGAAAAUAACGAUGAACAAAAGGUUGAUACACUGAAGGACAUUGGAAUGUCCAUUAUAGCAAAAUGUGAUGGUUUGCCUCUCGCAGUCAAAGUAAUAGGAGGCCUUCUCCGCCAGAAAAACACAAGGCGAAGUGACUGGGAUAAUGUCCUAAACAAUUCUACAUGGUCAGUGUCCCAAAUGCCUGAAGAGCUAAACUAUGCAGUAUACCUUAGCUACCAAGAUUUGCAUCCUGAGUUGAAGUCUUGCUUUCUGCACUACUCCCUCCUCCCCAAGAGCACGGUGUUCAGGUAUCGACGCAUUGUUGCUAUGUGGAUUAGUGAAGGAUUUGUUCAUGGAAACUCACAAGAUUUAGAAGUAUUAGGAAAAGAGUACUAUGACCAGUUAAUUGCUAGGAACCUUCUAGAGCCAAAUCAAAGGUUUGUCGACCAGGCAGUUUGCAAUAUGCAUGACGUCGUUCGCUCAUUCGCUCAGUAUUUAGCUAGAGAUGAAACAAUAAUAGCUUACAAAAGUGAGGCUAGCCUUACCAAUAAAAUUAAUCCCCAAAAUGUUAUUCGGUUAUCACUAAAAACCAAAGGGUCAGAGUCAAAUGAGCUAACGUGGAGUUCUCUACAAGCACAUAUAUCUCUAAGAACACUGAUUUUAGAUGGACAAAUAAAGAUCAACUCAGGUGAUUCACUGUCAUCUUUUUCAUGUUUGCGGACCCUACAUAUCGAAGAUGGAAAUUUUGAUGCAUUGUCUAAAUCAUUGGUCCAACUCAAACACUUGAGGUAUUUGUCCCUAGAUGGCACUGACACAUCUAGGCUACCAAAAAAAAUAGCCAAGAUGAAAUUCUUGCAGUGCGUUGACCUUUCCAAUUGUAAAAGUUUGGUGAAGCUUCCUGGUGGCAUUGGAAAGUUAAGGCAGCUGAGGUAUCUUAGUCUUUUUGACUCAGGAAUAUACAAUAUACCCAGGGGUUUCGGCGGCCUAACUAAUUUGAGGAUAUUGAUGGGGUUUCCAGCCCACGUGGAGGGCGAUUGGUGUAGUUUGGAAGAAUUAGGAUCUCUUAACCAGCUCAUGCGUCUUCAUAUACAUGGCCUGCAGAAUGUAUCUUCCUCCUCCUUUGCUUUAAAGGCCAGGCUUGGUGAAAAGGUGCACCUCCGCUAUUUGUGGUUACAGUGCACUAGUGUACCAGGAGGUGCUCAUUGGUUGGUAAAACAGGAAGAGCAGCAACAAAUCGAGAAGGUGUUUGAUGAGCUCUGCCCUCCACCUUGCUUAGAACAUCUUGAAAUCGAAAGGUACUUUAGUCAACGACUUCCAAAGUGGAUGACGUCGACAGUAAUUGCUUCCUUUGGAAGCUUGAGGAUUCUAGGGAUGGAAGAAUUGCCUUAUUGCACGGAGCUACCUGACGGCUUGUGGCAGCUCCCCAGCUUGGAGUUCCUAAAGAUUCAGAGCGCCCCAGUCAUCAAGCGUGUUGGACCAGAGCUCCUACUGCCACACCGUCAUGAGCACCCAAGCCCUAUGAAAAAUGUUGGCUCUGAUUUGAAAAUUGAGGUGUUCAGAUGUCCUGGCCUCGAGAGGAUCAGCAAUCUGCCAAAAUUGCAGAACCUCGUGAUCAUAAUGUGCCCAGAGUUGAACGUACUAGAGGGUUUGCCUGCACUUCAGAGACUCUCACUGGAGGAUUACGACAUGAAAACGCUCCCUGGAUACUUGCAGAACGUAAACCCAAGGGAUUUGCAUCUUGACUGUGACAUCUCGCUGCUAACUUUCAUAGCUAAAGGCGAAUCUGGCCCCGAGUGGGACAAGUUUAGCCAUAUCAAGCAGGUCAAUGCAUAUGCAGAUGAUAAUGACAACUACAUUCCAAGGAAGUGGUACGUGAAGUACACGAGAGAUACUUUUAGCUUCAAGACAAACAUCAGCCCCUCUGCUGACGAUUCAGGUAAAUUAACACAACAGCUGCUUACGUUGCAUACUGAGUACCUUUCCUGCAAUCCUUUUCUUUCAAGUUCUCGUCACUUGACUGCAAGUGCUGUUUCAGAUGAUGACAUGGAGGAAGUGCUAUUGGACGAAGUGGAGAAUAUUUCAAGGGACGAAAUGGAAGUAGAAUGUGUGGAUAUGGAACAACUGAGGGAGUAA
This is a messenger RNA of Miscanthus lutarioriparius, 3165 nucleotides long. The record is from the annotation of a GenBank genome assembly. NCBI's taxonomy places the organism in Eukaryota, Viridiplantae, Streptophyta, Magnoliopsida, Poales, Poaceae.